Molecule: messenger RNA, 1198 nt
Organism: Camelus dromedarius (Arabian camel)
Lineage: Eukaryota; Metazoa; Chordata; Mammalia; Artiodactyla; Camelidae
Product: olfactory receptor 9G19
Biological process (GO): sensory perception of smell; G protein-coupled receptor signaling pathway
Cellular component (GO): membrane
Molecular function (GO): olfactory receptor activity; odorant binding; G protein-coupled receptor activity
Source: RefSeq, a predicted model, not a curated record
AUGGAGAGAAGCAAUCACACGGUCACUGAGUUCAUCCUGGUGGGCUUCACGACAGACCCUGUGAUGCAUCUGGUCCUCUUUGUGAUGUUCCUUGGUGUCUACUCUGUGACCCUGGUAGGAAAUACCACUCUCACGGUGUUGAUCUGUAAUGACUCAAGGCUGUACACACCCAUGUACUUUUUCAUUGGGAAUCUGUCUUUACUGGAUCUCUGGUAUUCCUCUGUCUACACCCCAAAGAUCCUUAUGACCUGCAUCUCUGAAGACAGGAGCAUCUCCUUUCCUGGCUGUGCAGCUCAGUUCUUCUUCUCUGCUGGGCUCGGGUACAGUGAGUGUUACCUAUUGGCUGCCAUGGCUUAUGGCCACUAUGUGGCCAUCUCCAACCACCUGCUGUAUGCUCAGGCCAUACCAAGGAGAUGGUGCAUCUGCUUGGUUAUCUACUCCUACACUGGAGGUUUUGUCAAUGCAAUAAUACACACCAGCAACACACUCAAUUUGAGUUUUUGUGGUGACAAUGUUGAUGACUUUUUCUGUGAUGUCCCACCCCUGGUGAAGUUGGCAUGUGAUGUGAAGGAGACCUACCAGGAUGUGCUGUACUUUCUCCUGGCCUCCAAUGUCAUCACACCAGCUCUGCUCAUCCUGGCCUCCUGCCUCUUCAUCAUCGCUGCCAUCCCGAGGAUCCACUCUCCCCAGGGCCACUUUAAAGCCUUCUCCACCUGCUCCUCCCUGGCCUCUGUCACCUUGUACUGUGGCUCCACUCUCUACAUCUACUCUCACCCAGAGUCCCUCGAGAGGGACAAAUUGGUGCCCACAUUUUACACUGUGCUGUUCCCCAUGCUGAACCCCAUGCUCUACAGUCUGAGGAAUAAAGACGUGAAAGAAGCUCUGAAGAAACCCUUCAAGGUAACAUAAUGUGAAGUCUAAAUUACAUACAUUUCUCAAAUCAGUGCUCAGUGCAAGUAAAUUGCUUCAGGAGAGGCAUAUGGAGAGGCAUUAAUAAAACAUUUGUUUAUCUAGUCAAAGAAAUCCAGUGAAAAAUAUUUUCUUUUGUUGCAUUGCUUUGUUUUACUUUAAUGAUCAUGCUAUAAUCUAUUCUACAAAAGAUGGAUUCAAUGUAGUAUUAGUGUAUUUUUCAAAGAACAACAUCAAGGUUUAAUGUGAUAUAGAAUAUUAUGUAUUGCUUCUGGAAUCCCAAAUGGUU